Meloidogyne enterolobii is the source of this 838-nucleotide messenger RNA. The record is from the annotation of a GenBank genome assembly. Lineage: Eukaryota; Metazoa; Nematoda; Chromadorea; Rhabditida; Meloidogynidae.
GGCGGUGGUGGAGGUGCUCAUCUUAAUACAACAACGAAUUCAACUAUUAGCUCCUCUCCAAAUUCAUCUCCUCGUGGAAGUGCGUGUAGUGGUGGAGGAGGGGGAAUUGGAAAUAAUAAUGUUUCUCGUUUGAAUGGCUUAAAUGGAAAUAAUCAUCAUAAUGUCGGUGAACGUGGUUCUUAUUCUGAGGCUUCCUCCAUCUCUUCAGCAGAUGGAGCUGGUUCCUCUCUUCAUGGAGGAGUAACUACUUCUAUUGUUGGACAUUCAGCAACUAACGGCGGCGGCACUCGUCUUUUGCCGCCUCCACAACCAUCUCCAGUACAAAUUGUUCCUUCAGUUUCUCAACAAAAUACAAUUCAACAAACUAGUAGCACUAUAAGCACUAGCGGAUUUUCCUCAAGCUCUGCUGCUUUAACUCCCGUAACUUCUUCCACAAAUAUCAAAAACAAUAUAGCUGAUGCUAGCGGUGGUGAUUUUUACGAGGAAUGUGAUGGGCCUGUAGGAGGGAUUGAUGGAACAGAUGGAGGAGUACAACAUUCUGAUAUGGUUUUGGGGACUGCUUUAGCUCGUUAUCACUACGAUGCAACACCAGAUGAAGCAGGCGGCACAAUCAUAACAAUGAAUGAAGGAGACGAAUUAUUAUUGCUUGAGAGGGAUAUGGGCGAUGGAUGGACUAGAGUUCGACAUAGAAUUUCUAAUGCGGAGGGUUUUGUUCCUACUAGUUAUUUGGUAAAUUUUAGACAAAAAAUAAAUUGGGUUGGUGAUUUCCAGUCGACCGACAUUCGAGGCAUUUUCUCGAGUUUUUCUCAUUGAAAAUAUUAUCGUUUUCAAGUCUAAA